Molecule: messenger RNA, 4486 nt
Organism: Malaya genurostris
Lineage: Eukaryota; Metazoa; Arthropoda; Insecta; Diptera; Culicidae
Product: nose resistant to fluoxetine protein 6-like
Exons: 4
Coding region: 430-2406 (658 amino acids)
Molecular function (GO): acyltransferase activity, transferring groups other than amino-acyl groups
Source: RefSeq, a predicted model, not a curated record
CUUUCAUGGUAAGCGAUCUACAGUUUGAUUUGUACCUAUACAUUGGCCUUACAGUCAUGGAGAAGGUUGCCUUUUUCGUACAUACUCACAUAUUCAAUCGUCGAACAUAAUAAAUUCAGGCUGAUAUAUGGGUCGAUUAUCACAGCUUUUAUAUCAAUGAAAUAGGUAAACUAUGGGUUCAGCUUAUUAUGUUGGAACCUGGAACGGUUUAUCAUGUAAUCAUCGACCUAACCUGUGUGCUUCCUUCCGACUGGACAAAGUUCUAUUUUCAUUACUAUGGAAUUGUUACAACCGUAGUGCGAACACUUAUUCAAUUUCAUAUCUUAUCGAUUAGAGUUCAACGCUGCGAUUACAACAAGAACUCACUUAAUAUUAUGAAUGAUCUUCCCUCACUAGGGUUAGUCUUGUGCAAACAACUAAGUUGGAAACAUGAUUGUAACUAGGAUAACAAUUACGCUCUCUUGUAUACUUCUGUUGAAGUCAUGUGCGUCUGUUCAAGUUGUCAAUCGUAAUCAAAGUAAAUCUCGAAAUAAUGAGUUCGGCAUAGAGGAGAUGCUUCUCUUGAAUCGUCAGUUCCUGGAUUUUCUUAUUGGAUAUGAUAACACAUUGGUUUUGCAAUCAGAGGAUCAACUAUGUUUAAGCACAAUGCAACAACUGUCAGUAGCGUAUUUGAAUCGAGAACAUCACGGAUUGGAGUGGUUUGAUUCUUGGGGAAAGAUUCCUUCCGGUAUGUAUCAUGGCAAUGGUAACGCCUUUGGAAACUUCGAUCAGUGUCGUCUGUACAGUUGGCAGGGGGUUCGUGGACAACAUUGUACGUUUUUGGCAACCCUUUCUAGCAGCUUACCGCCUUUCGUUUCGUCCUUGUGUGUACCACAUUUCUGUACACCGGUGUUUGCAAGACAGCUUUAUGGAGAAUAUUUAAUAACCCGAGGAGUUGUUGUUAUAACCGAUAUAAAUCAGGAUUUGUUUUGCAUUCAAGAACGCGAUAUUUUGUACGACGGCGGUGUAGUAACAGCAAUUGUAAUCUUCUCUAUUAUCACUGCUCUAGUACUAUCUAGUACAAUCUACGAAUUAGUACAAAUCCAACUGAAACGCGACGUCGUUAGUCUAUAUAGUGCAUUCUCAUUGUACCGGAACUUACGGAGUAUUCUGCACAUCGCUCCAAAGCCGAAAGUCAUCGAGAGUAAAUCAGAUACGAUUGAUUGCGUCCACGGGAUUCGUGCUAUUUCUAUGAUCUGGAUUAUCGUUGUACACAUUUAUGGAACUAUAAGUCUAGUACCAGUUAAUAAUGAUUCAGUAAGAUCGAGUUAUCUCAGCGGUUUCGGAUCAGUAGUCUUAUUCGAUAUGGGAUAUUUGGUGGUAGAUACGUUUCUGGCGCUGAGUGGAAUUUUGGUAGCUUGGAAUUUACUUAAAGAGCUGGACAAAAAAAGGAAGAUCAACCCACUGAUGUUAUACCUUCAUCGAUAUAUUCGAGUUACAGCCCCUUUCGCGGCUUUGGUACUUUUUGUGGUUUCGUUCGCUAAAUACAUGGGAGAAGGCAUUAUGUGGAAGACUAUAAUAGAUGCAGACGAUGAAACGUGCUCCAAAUAUUGGUGGUCUGCUCUGCUGCAUAUACAAAACUAUGUUAAUCCGAGAAGCAUGUGUCUCGGUUGGACUUGGUAUCUAUCUGUCGACAUGCAACUAUAUAUCCUCGGUCCUGCUCUUAUCUAUCCUUUGUGGCGCUACGGUAAACGUGUUUUAAUUGGAAUUGCUUUGUUGGCCUUGCUAUCCAUGGGAUGUGUAUUCACAACGUUUCUCGUCAAUGGCUUCAGGAUAAAUCGGAAUGAUCCAAAGAUGCUAGAUCGGUAUGAUUUAACUUAUUACCCGACUCAUGCUCGUAUGGGUGUUUGGUUGUUCGGAACAAUCUUUGGUUACAUUCUAUACAAGACGAAAUCGACUGACGUUUAUUUAACAAAACGACACUAUGCCAUUGGAUGGUCUGUCUGUUUCGCACUUCUAGGACUGAUUAUGUACUCUUUCUAUGAGUUUGUAAGAACAGACUUCAACGACUUCUCCAACGUAGCGGAUGCAUUUUUUGAAGCACUUCACCGACCCGUUUUCGAUAUUUGCGUUAUGUGGAUCAUCUUUGCUUGUGUGAAUGGCAAGGGUGGACUUAUCAACGAGCUGUUAAGCUCCGCUCUUUGGCAACCUUUGUCUAAACUUUCGUUCACGAUGUAUUUGUUGCAUUUACAACUGCUGCUUAUGGCGUCCAUUGCUUCAGUGAAAACAGAUAGUUACUUUAGUGUGAUGGAUAUCUUUUAUCGAAUCUGGGGUGCUAUAGGAUUGACUACAAGUGUCGCUAUACUCUGGAGUAGUAUAUUUGAAAUACCUUUUGUAACCUUAGACAAACUGUUGUUAAGAAGUUGAUUAUAUUAUGUAUGAAUAACUUGUAUUAUAAGGAGUAGUACAGUGUAAUCCCGGGUUGGUGAUUCAAUGAAUCUUACAAGCCAGUUGUAUGUCUAAGCCCCAACCUAGAAGCAUUCUUAGUGUCAGUAUGAUCGUAGUACUACCCGAGCAAAGUCAAACAUCAAAACGAGAGCAAAUUGAAAUCUUAUUAUGAUAACAACAUCACAUUGAAAUCUUAAUUUGAUCUCAGUUCAUCAAUUUUUCAAUUGAUAUCACAUUAUGUUAUCUUUUUGCUGUUACUUUUGAAAAAAAAAAACUUGCGAGCAAAAAUUUUGGGAAACUCCGAAAAUGAUUAUUAAAAAGCAAAAGCUUAAUAAUUGCAUCAAAAUAGGACUCAUUCCAUUAGGCGAUGCAAGAAUAAAUUUUAAAGGAACAAUUCUUCCAGAUUCGGUCAAAAGCCCUCAUUCUCUUUCGAGGACUAAUAGUGGCUUGGGCAUUCUCAUCUCGCUAAUCGUCAGCCGCAGAAAGACCUUCUUCAGGAACUUGAUAUCAAAAAUACAUUUGACGUCAACGAUCUCCUUCUGGUGGGAUACGGUAAAUAUCAGAUUUUCUAACAGUUUUCGCGUUUAGUUGAAAAAAGAUCUAAUAGUGAGUUUAGUUAAAAAAAGAUAGUGAGUUUAGUUAAAAAAAGAUAGUGAGAAUACUCUACUAACAGCUCAAACAGAAAUUUAGUUAAAAAAGAUGUUAAAUGUUCUGACUAUUAUUUUCGGUUGUUGUUUUGACCGUUAUUGUCUGUGGUUCAGAAAUUGGCUAUCGGCAUUGCCAAAGUGAUUGUUUUUUCCUGCAUCUAACUAACAAGUCCUUUGAAUAAUACGCUCUUCUUUAUAUCAUACUAGCUGCAUUACCCGGCGUUUCUCAGAAAUGUUUCGUGAAGGCAAGGCCGCAAAAACAGUUUUAGAAAUUGUUCUGAUUAUUGAAAUACUCAGAGCGUAGUGAAACACAAGUUAUUUCCACACUGUUGCUCAAGAUUGUGAUAAUGAUUAUUUGAUAACGAAAGGCUUUUCAUAACUACGUUAGAUAACACUUUCAUUCUACAGAAUAACGAUUCAGUUAAUUCAAAUGUUAUCGUAAACUUAAACUUCUCAAUUUACAUGAAAAAAAUGCACAUUAAUUUUAUGAUUUCUUCGUCAAUUCAGAUCAACUCUACCUCGCUUGGUUAAGAAUAUUUAUUCCCCCUGCCUCUUGUGAAUAUUUUUGUGAUUUUGUGAAAAUUGAUUUUUGAGACUCUUUUCUCCUAGUCUACAUCCUCCCUCGUUUGUCGACAAAUAAGAUAAAUUUAACAAUAAACCUCUUUUUAGAGGCACUUUCUACAAACUACGACCUUUUGUUCACCUGUGCAAUGAAUAUAUGAUCUCGACAAGGAAAAAUAGCUUUAUUACCACCUCUGAAUUGCAAAAAGUACAUCUGUCAAGUUUGGCGAUAAUUUACUGAGUUGUUAUGGAAUUAUUCCGAUAUUUACAAACAAUUGAGCGGAGAGCUUCUUCAAUGGACACUUGCUAUCUUUUCACGCGUUUAAAUAUCGUAACGAUCAUCUCUUUGUUGUAAUAAAUAUCGGUGCCUGUCAAAAAAUUUCGAUUUCGUAAAACUAGAAACAUUUAGCCUCAAAUUUCCCCUGUUAUCAAACACUUACUGCAACCACAACCACCCACCCCCCUCCGCUUUAAAAUAUCUCUUAUAAGAACCUAUGAACAGCAAGAAUUACUUGUGCCAAGAUGGUUAAUAAUCUAUUGAGUUGUUUUGGAGUUAUGUUUGAUCAUAUAUACAAUUUAUCCAUGCAAUUCAAAACAACAAUUUCAAAAAGUCUUCAAAAGGUAUCGAUACUCAUCCUUCAAAAUGGUCUUCAAAAAGUAUCGAUACUCUUCCAAUUAUUCAUGAUCUCCUGUUAAAGACCCUUGCUAGGCCCCCUUCCCCAUAAAAAUACACUCAUAGCCAUCUCUGAAGAGCAAGAAGUAUCUGUGCCAAAUUUGAUAGCAAUCCGUUCAGUAGUUUCGGAGUUAUGCUGUUACUAAAAAUACACCCCCCGUUUUAAAGGCACUUGCUA